CCCCCUCGCUCUGGCAGGCACGCACUGCGCAUGCUCCCGUCUCCGCAGCUCUAAGGCCGCCUAGCCGCCAUGGGCCGCGCCUCUAAAAAUCCGAAAGGCAGAAAGAGCUCGGGCGGGAGGGCCGCUACAGCCUCUCCCCCGUCCUCACCGCCGCCGCUUGGCCCCACCGAAGCCUCCUGCAAAGGCUCCGAGCGCCGCGGGGCGCGCGUGGCCAGCGGCGGCGUCGCCUCGUGAUGACAUCGUCGGAUGACGCGGCGCAGUGACGUGAACGCGGGCGCCCUUGUUUGGGAGCGCGGCCGGCGCGCCCGUUUUGAAGCUUCCCUGAGCAGCGCGGGCCGGACCGCGCCCCCUGCUCGGUCCCCGCGCCCCGCCAGUCCGCGCAGUUCCCGAGGCCCGGGCCCUGUUCCCUGCGCCGCGCCCGCUCAGCUGGCAGUGCUCGCAUCCCCGAGGUCGAUCCGGGCCGGACCGAAGCCCCCGGGGCUGGGCGGGGCGCGGGCGUCCGGGGGCGCCCCGGGCCCAACCCCCGCCAUGCCGCCCGGCAAGGUCCUGCAGCCGGUCCUGAAGAUGAAGGUGGACGAGCUGUUCCUGUACUGGCUCAGCGAGGCCAGCACGCAGCGGAUGCUGCAGGACUGCCUGCGCCGGAUCAAGGCGCCCGGGCGGGACCAGCCGGCCGCGGGAGAGGGGGAGCUGCCCGGGGCCUGGCCUGCAGCCACUAUCGCCGCCCCCAGGCCCAGCGGCCUCGACCCCCCGGGAACCACCGGGCCGGGCCCUGCGCUGCCCCUGGGCGCCGCCUCCAGCCCCAGGAACGCGCCCCACGCUCGAGGCACCCGUAGAUCCGCAGGGACGAGAGUAGUUCAGACGCGGAAAGAAGAGCCUCUGCCCCCGGCCACAAGCCAAAGCAUUCCGACCUUCUACUUCCCCAGAGGACGCCCGCAGGACUCUGUCAAUGUGGAUGCCGUCAUCAGCAAGAUCGAGAGCACUUUCGCCCAGUUCCCCCACGAGAGGGCCACCAUGGAUGACAUGGGUCUGGUGGCCAAGGCCUGCGGCUGCCCCCUCUACUGGAAGGCGCCGCUCUUCUAUGGCGCCGGCGGGGAGCGCACGGGCUCCGUGUCCGUCCACAAGUUCGUCGCCAUGUGGAGAAAAAUCCUCCAGAACUGCCACGAUGACGCGGCCAAGUUCGUCCAUCUGCUCAUGAGCCCCGGCUGCAACUACCUGGUGCAGGAGGACUUUGUCCCCUUCUUACAGGACGUGGUGAACACGCACCCGGGGCUCUCGUUCCUGAAGGAGGCGUCCGAGUUCCACUCGCGCUAUAUCACCACGGUCAUCCAGCGGAUCUUCUACGCCGUGAACCGGUCCUGGUCCGGCAGGAUCACCUGCGCCGAGCUGCGGAGGAGCUCCUUCCUGCAGAAUGUGGCGCUGCUGGAGGAGGAGGCGGACAUCAACCAACUGACCGAAUUCUUCUCCUACGAGCACUUCUAUGUCAUCUACUGCAAGUUCUGGGAGCUGGACACGGACCACGACCUGCUUAUCGACGCGGACGACCUGGCGCGGCACAAUGACCACGCCAUUUCCACCAAGAUGAUCGACAGGAUCUUCUCGGGAGCGGUCACACGAGGCAGAAAAGUGCAGAAGGAAGGGAAGAUCAGCUACGCCGACUUUGUCUGGUUUUUGAUCUCUGAGGAAGACAAAAAAACGCCGACCAGCAUCGAGUACUGGUUCCGCUGCAUGGACCUGGACGGGGACGGCGCCCUGUCCAUGUUCGAGCUCGAGUACUUCUACGAGGAGCAGUGCCAAAGGCUGGACAGCAUGGCCAUCGAGGCCCUGCCCUUCCAGGACUGCCUCUGCCAGAUGCUGGACCUGGUCAAGCCGAGGACCGAAGGUGACGCCCCUUCGAAGGGGAAGAUCACUCUGCAGGACCUGAAGCGCUGCAAGCUGGCCAACGUCUUCUUCGACACCUUCUUCAACAUCGAGAAGUACCUCGACCACGAGCAGAAAGAGCAGAUCUCCCUGCUCAGGGUGAGUGCGGCGGGCACGCGGGCUGGGCUGCGCCACGCCGUGUACGUAACGUGGGUGCUUCCUCCAGGAC
This is a messenger RNA of Nomascus leucogenys (northern white-cheeked gibbon), 2086 nucleotides long. Its product is annotated as serine/threonine-protein phosphatase 2A regulatory subunit B'' subunit beta-like. Gene Ontology annotation, biological process: protein dephosphorylation. Gene Ontology annotation, cellular component: protein phosphatase type 2A complex. The transcript is spliced from 11 exons. The annotation marks the transcript as partial. Gene Ontology annotation, molecular function: protein phosphatase regulator activity; calcium ion binding. The record is from RefSeq and is a predicted model, not a curated record. Lineage: Eukaryota; Metazoa; Chordata; Mammalia; Primates; Hylobatidae.